Zingiber officinale is the source of this 3113-nucleotide messenger RNA. Its product is annotated as pentatricopeptide repeat-containing protein At5g04780, mitochondrial-like. The transcript is spliced from 2 exons. NCBI's taxonomy places the organism in Eukaryota, Viridiplantae, Streptophyta, Magnoliopsida, Zingiberales, Zingiberaceae. The coding region runs from base 37 to 1902 and encodes 621 amino acids. The record is from RefSeq and is a predicted model, not a curated record. Gene Ontology annotation, biological process: RNA modification. Gene Ontology annotation, molecular function: RNA binding; protein binding; zinc ion binding.
UGUAAUGCUAAUCCACCGCAAAGGCAGAGAGCGAGAAUGCUGAUCUCCAAACGCUGGAGAUUGCGAUCUAUCAACCCUAAAUUCCAUGGGUUUCUCCCCAAAACUGGAUUUUUACCAGAAACCUCAAGCAAGGGAUUGGGAAUAGUUUCCUGCAGCAGCGGCUACUUCGGCGGAUCCUCCAACAUCCAGCGACUCCUUCAAAUAUGCGCAAGGGAUCGACUGAUCAGAGAAGGCAAGUGUUGUCAUGGUUUAGCACUUCAAUCUGGUUUGCUCGUAGAUGUUCUUACUUGCAACAUUUUGAUCAACUUUUACUCCAAAUGUGGUAUCGUCGAUAUGGCUCGUCAGGUGUUUGAUAGGAUGCCCCAACGAAGUAUGGUCACUUGGAAUACCAUGAUUGCCGCCCAUUCCCAACAGGGAGAGGGCACAGAGGCUCUCAACGUUUUCUUGCAGAUGCGUCGAGAAGGCACGUUGCCGAGUGAGUUCACAUUAUCGAGUGUGAUUUGCGCCUGUGCUGCUAGUUCUGCUAUUGCAGAAAGCCAACAGUUGCAUGCUUUGGCCCUUAAAGUUGCCAUGGAUUCCAAUGUGUAUGUCUGCACUGCAGUGGUUGAUGUCUAUGCUAAGUGCGGGAUGAUCCGUGACGCCCAGUUUGUUUUCAAUGCAAUGACCAACAGAUCAUCUGUCACAUGGAGUUCUAUGGUUGCAGGCUAUGUGCAGAAUAGUCUUUUCGAGGAAGCGAUUUCGUUUUUUGGUUUCUCUGUUAAGAAGGGAGUGCAGUUGACAAAGUUCACACUUUCUGCCGUGCUUUGUGCAUGUGCUAGUCUUGCAGCAAUUACAGAAGGAACACAGCUCCAUGCAAUUGUAGUUAGAGCUGGUUUUGGCUCUAACCUCUUUGUGGCUAGCUCUCUCAUCGAUUUCUACUCAAAAUGUGGUUGCAUAAGCGAUGCCUACUUAGUAUUUGGUCAUAUUGAAGAAAAGAAUAUCAUACUGUGGAAUGCGAUGAUAACAGGAUUUUCCAAACAUGCCCGACCUUGUGAAGCCAUGAUACUGUUUGAGAAAAUGCAGCAACUAGGCCUGCAGCCGAAUGAAGUUACUUAUAUAUCUGUUCUGUCUGCGUGCAGUCACAUGGGUUUAGUCAAAAAUGGCCGUGGCUAUUUUGAUCUUUUGUUGAAAGGUAAUGCAGUUCGACCUAAUGCCCUUCACUAUUCUUGCAUGGUCGAUGUUCUUGGCCGGGCUGGGAAGAUUAAUGAAGCUUGGGAAUUGAUUAGUAGUAUGCCAUUCAGGGCUAUUCCAUCCAUGUGGGGAUCCCUGCUUAAUUCAUGUCGUGUGCAUGGUAAUAUUGAAUUGGGAAGAGUCGCUGCUCAGCAUCUUUUUGAGCUUGAACCUGAUAACGCAGCAAAUCUUGUUUUGCUUUCUAACAUAUAUGCUGCGAACAAACAAUGGGGAGGAGUUUCCACAGCCCGGAAGCUUUUGAAGGAUAGCAGUGCAAAAAAGGAAAUAGGGAAGAGUUGGAUAAAUGCUAAAGGAAAGGUUCACAUAUUCAUCGUUGGGGAGAACCACCAUCCAAGAAUAGCCGAGGUUUAUGCUAAACUCGAGGACCUUAGGAAUGAGAUUGAUCGGCUAGAAUACAAACUUGAGGUUAAAUAUGAUCUUCAUGAUGUUGAGGCAGAUCAAAAGGAGAAGUUAUUAAGAUAUCACAGUGAGAGAUUGGCACUUGGUUUUGGGCUUAUUGAGUUGCCCAGUGGAAUCCCAAUCAGGAUAUACAAGAAUCUUAGAGUUUGUGGCGAUUGUCAUUCGUUUCUUAAAAUAGUUUCAAAGAUCACUGGUAGGGAAAUCAUUGCUCGAGACACGAAUCGGUUUCACCAUUUUAAUGGUGGAAAUUGCUCCUGUGGGGAUUUCUGGUAGAAAAGUCCUGUCUAAAGUUUGUUCUGUAAUCCCCACAGCUUCUAAUAUCUUGAUUCAAACAAGGAUAAGCAUUUGGAUAGCAUCUAUUUAUACACUUCUUUUCACAACGAGAUCAAAAUUGGCCUAGAAUGACAAUUAGUUGCCAAUAAAUAAUACAACCAUUCUUUGGUUGAUCUUGUUCUUGGUUUUUAGAUUAUAGUCAAAGAUGCUGGUUUGGCUGAAAGGACCAAGUAAAACAAUUUGAAGUUUCAUGAGAAAAAAGUUCGAGUGGGAAUACUUGAAGAAGUACUGUAUGGCUAUCCUUAGAUUUCAGAAUUAUAUGCUCAUUAUUAGAAAGCUACUCCAAUCAAGACUUGAAUCUAAGAGAGCAAAGAGGUAACUGAAUUUUCAGGUUGAAAGAUUUAACAUCAGCGCCGUUUAUGCUGUUUCAGCAUAUUUCACGGAGGCAAAUUCAUUUUUGGCACAGCAAGACCUUUGUGAGAUUGAUGCUUGCUUUAUCAUGGAAGACUUGCGGGAACUUUGCAAACUGAGGCAUCACUUACAAUUCUUCGAAUCAACAAAGUAUCAUAGGAUGUGAUUACUUGGAAGGACUAGAAUCAUACGGAAUGGUGUGAAUUAAACAAAUAGAUCUAUAGAAUGUAUGGUGUCAUUCGUCAACCUCAGCAUUGGAGCACCCUGGAAGCUCAUACACCACCGACAAGUAAUUCAGAACUUCAACUCAAAAUAUUGCAACUUGGAGCCAAUGCAGAAAAGAUCUCACUUCAAUACAGAAUUGGAUCAGAUUGAUACAACUGCUUCUAUUGGGAGCUAUCAUAUAUUUUCAUGAGUUUCAGAGUACUGAAUCGAAUCCAGGAUAAGUUAUGGUCUGGCUAAGUAUCAAUCCUUCUCAAUCUCAUGUGGUGCUCUUCGAAAGAGUUUAUUAGAUGCUGAUCCAAGUAAGCGGAAUCUAUCCCUCAAUCGAUCUCCAUUUUGUAACUAAAUGUUGGAAUGAUGCACAUGACAAACAAGGCUUAUUGGCACUUGGAGUUCAAUUGCGAAUUCACAACCAACAACUUCCCUCUCUAUUUGUGUAACAUGUUUCUUCAUCUUCACAAACAGUGUCUAUCGAAACCACACACUUAAAUAGAGUAGACUUUGACGACAAUCUGGCCACUUAGUUGUGUGAACUAAAGAUCCUUUCUUGGCAAUGCAAGUCAUACAAGUCUAUCCAA